Molecule: messenger RNA, 1570 nt
Organism: Danaus plexippus (monarch butterfly)
Lineage: Eukaryota; Metazoa; Arthropoda; Insecta; Lepidoptera; Nymphalidae
Product: alanine--glyoxylate aminotransferase 2, mitochondrial
Exons: 10
Coding region: 72-1520 (482 amino acids)
Biological process (GO): glyoxylate catabolic process
Cellular component (GO): mitochondrion
Molecular function (GO): L-alanine:glyoxylate transaminase activity; pyridoxal phosphate binding
Source: RefSeq, a predicted model, not a curated record
UCAACGGUCAUGUUUUGUUAUUCAAAAUAAUUUUCAGUCGCGUUUCUGUCGUUCGACUGUCGGCUUACAUUAUGGCGAAUAUAUUUGUUAGAUAUUGCCAUAACUCAAUCUUCAGGCGAAACGCAGUUACGCUACCCAAAUAUGACUUUACACCAAAACCAUAUACGGGUCCAUCACUACAAAGAACUGAUGAAAUAAAAGCCAAUCACAUCCCUCCCGCAGUGUACAAUAUAUAUAGGAAGCCAUUGGUGCUGCAUCAGGGUCGAAUGCAGUGGUUGUUUGACCACGAAGGUCGGAGAUACUUGGAUCUUUUUGGAGGGAUUGUCACAGUUUCCGUUGGACAUUGCCAUCCAAAAGUUACCGCCGCUUUACAUGAUCAAAUUAACACACUAUGGCACACGACGAAUAUAUACCGACACCCAAAAAUAUAUGAAUACGUAGAAAAACUUAUUUCUAAAUUCCCAGCAGAUUUAAAGACAGUGUACUUGGUGAAUAGUGGCACGGAAGCCAAUGAUCUGGCCAUUCUGUUGGCGCGUGCCUUCACCGGCCACGAGGACGUCAUUUCGCUCCAAAGCUGUUACCAUGGUUACUCCAGCACGAUAAUGGCGCUCACCGCUUCACAGGCUUACCGCAUGCCGCUCUCCGUACCGGCUGGUUUUCAUCAUGCGAUAUUGCCGGACCCGUACCGCGGUAUCUGGGGCGGAUGCAGAGACUCCUUGUCACAAAUAGCUGGCUCAUGUUCGUGUGUUGGAGACUGUGUGACGUCAGAGAAAUAUGUUCACCAACUCUCUGAGCUCGUAGAUAAUUCAAUACCAGCGGGUCGCGUGGCCGCAUUGUUUGCGGAGUCCGUGCAGGGCGUUAAUGGGACUGUACAGUUCACGCGAGGCUACCUCAAGCAGGCCGCUGAGCUGAUUAGAAGCAAGGGAGGCCUGUUUGUCGCUGAUGAGGUACAAACAGGUUUCGGGAGGACCGGCGAUGCGUUUUGGGGAUUUGAAAAGCACGAUGUAGUUCCCGAUAUAGUCACUAUGGCCAAAGGAAUUGGAAAUGGAUUUCCGAUGGCAGCAGUUGUUACUAGGAAAGAGAUCGCCGAAGCUCACACAAGGGCUGCCUACUUUAACACUUUCGGGGGAAACCCAAUGGCGGCUACAGUUGGGAAGGCCGUGUUGGAGGUUAUCGAAGAAGAAAAUCUUCAACAAAAUUGCAAAGAUACAGGAAAAUAUUUUAUUGAACAGCUAAUGCAAUUACAAAAGCAAUAUCCGGUGAUAGGUGAUGUCCGCGGUAAAGGGCUCAUGUUGGGAAUAGAACUCGUUGAACCUUGCACUAAAAAGCCGCUAGACAGAAGUGAUGUAACAGACAUCAUGGAAUCCAUAAAGGACCUUGGAGUUUUGAUCGGACGGGGCGGGCGUUGGAGCAAUGUUCUGAGGAUUAAGCCACCCAUGUGCAUAAAUAAGAUGGAUGUAAAUUACGCCAUAUCGGUUUUAGAUCAGUCCCUAAAGGAUUAUUUACAAAAUAAAAUCUGAACACAUUAGAUUAAACAUUGUUAUAUAAAAUACAAUAAAAAUAUUAUUCA